UAGAAAGCAUAUGUUUCCACAGGAAUGUUGCACGGGUGCAUGUAACUCGUUCAGCUGAUUGUGACUCAUGAAAUGAUAUGAUAAGUCAAGUUCAUAGCUUAAGAAGAUAUGGCAGAGUUGGAGAGUCUUGUGACUCUGGCAGAAAGUCUCAUAGACCGGUGCAGCAAACUGUCUGUUCAUGGCGCACCAAAGCUCAAGAAAAAAUGCCAAGCAGAGCUGAAUUUUUUACAAAAGAUAAGAGGAAGCCCCAUAAAGGCCAAUCAGCUGAAGUGCAGCAACCUGUCACAUCUCCAGGGAGUACUUACUGCAGCUGAGACUUUACCAGCAGUCACACAUGUCCUUCAGCCUUUUCACCUCAAGGUCAAGGACAUUGGAAAGGUCAAGGACGAUUCAGAACCCAAGGGCAGUCCACAGGUCAUGGGGUAUUCAGAUAAGAAAGGCAGAUUAGAUAGUGAAGACAUGGCAGAGGGAAAUGCCUAUAUAAAGGUCAAAGACAACCACAAAGACAUGGCCAUGCAGAAGGUCAAGACUAGUUUGCUUGUUGAUGUAGUUUGUGAGCAUGGUAACAAGUGGGUGAAGGUCAUAGCAAGAAAAGCACAGGCUCUACACCUGACUUGGACAGGAGAUGGUCAGUUUGGAGACAGGAACAUUGUGGACCAAGCAGCGGACUAUAUAUACUAUGCAGAACAAAACCCAGUGAACUAUACACCACCCAGGGUUCUGUUUGUGUUCCAUGGUGGAGUGACUGACAGAAUAGCACACGAGUUGAUCUCAGUACUUGGAGUGGAGGUACAGGGAGAGGUGGUGCCAGCUGAUCAGUAUGGGGACAUAGAGGAAUCAGAGGAUGAGGCUAUAGGGGACCUCAGUCCCUCCCAGCACAAUGUCUCAACUGAUGCAAUGGUCUUGUGUCACACCCAAAGGGAUGUGGGUACCAUAGGAAUGUCCUCUUGUCUCAGCAAGCACAGUGCCAAAACCACAAUUGAUGGCCACCUAAUGCAAAGCCACUUUGAAGAUAAAAUUUUGGAUAGUGGAAGUGAAAGUAAUCAGUGUAUGCUCCCUGUCACACCUGACACAUUACUGCAAUCAGAAUGCACACUGGGCACAACUAACACAUCCAGUUCUUCUACCAGUGUUAUGCCAUGUAUAGAAGGAUGCUUAGCUUGCCAGAAUUGCAAGGGAUUUGUGAACAGUCCUCUGUUUGACUGUACCUGUAUAGUGUGCAAAGAUUUCUUUGAGAAACAAUUGGUUUUCUCUUCACAAGUAGAUAAAGCAUCAUUAUCCACUGGUCAUGAUUGUGCUCACAAUGCAGAAUCCCACCUAUCGCAAUCACAGCCAACACAUUGUGUUAAAACAGACUGUGAUACCAGCCAGUCUACAAGGGAAUAUGAACACAAUUCGGUGUCUCACCUAACGCAAUCAGAUACUGUGUCACAACUAAAGCAUUGGUCAUCUCAAUCCACCGACACCAUCAGGAGAGUCAACCUGGAUGUGACAGCCAUGAUUGCCCUGAUAUCAGCUCUGACCCAUGGUGGCAGCGGGUGGGUCUUCAAGGAAGCUGUACUGACUGCCCAGGCUGAAGAGGAGAGGCAAGCACCAGCUUUACCUCAGAUUUAUCAGUUUAUAUUUGGCAAAUCCCUAUAUGCUUGUCAGUCAGCAGUGAAGGAUUUCCAGAGCAUAGUCAGUUUGCUUGGAGGCCCCGCGGAGACCAGGAGAGCAGAGCAGCUGUUGGGUCACAUCCAUGUUGUCCCCGACUGUCCUCCAUCUCAUGUUGUGUUAAUAAAGUGUACGGGCAGUAUUAAAGAAAGGGCUAAGGUGAUAUUUGGUUCUGGGGAGACACUGCGUGCGCUGACGUUAUCUGCUAACAUGGGUUUUAUCAGAGCAGCUGAUAACCAGGGCGUGACAUUUGCUGUGCUGGUCCAUGCAUCCAGAGCUUUGACAGAACAGAAGCAGAAGACAGGCACUCCUCUCAACUCUGGUUAAACCUGUGUUACACAAGUCUACCCAGUAAAAACUAUCACAAAAGUCUGAUGGAAAGUAAUAAGUUUUAGCACAGAGCUAUAAACAGAACUGCCAUCAUUUAUCACAUGGAAUUUCUUUCAUGUUUUGUACCUUUUGUUUGUUUCACACCGAAAUUUUGUCAUUCCCCCAAUUAACCUAUUUAAGGUAUUAUGUUUGAUUUUGUAAUCAUAGUUUAUUUAUUUAUGAGACUCAGUUUAUUGGUGUGUGUUAGGUUACAGGUGUUUGCAGAAUGAAAGACAUCUGAAACAACUUUUUCUUAUUAAUUUCUUUUCUCACACUCCAAGUAAUGUACAUUGGAGUUAAGGUGCAAUAUUACCAUUUCCAGAUAUAAUUUAUUUAUGGGAAUUAACAGGCUCAUAGAAGACUUCAUAUAUCACAAAGAAGUUCUUUCAAUAUUUUCUUUUUAGUUACACUCCAGUAUUCUCCCCAAGUGUCGGGGUUAACUGGGAACGAAGUACUGUUAUCAGCAUAUUUUAAGUUAGAAAGUGGAAACAGCAGAAGGAUGCCAAGUUUAGUCUGAAGCUCAGGUAAAAAGUCCACAGUAGAGCUUUGUUGUUGUUGUUGUUGUUGUUGUAUUUGCUCAAAGGGAAGGGUUUAGUUAAGUUUAAGUUAAUUAGGUAAAAUGGUUAUGUUUUCAACUACAGUUCAUGUAUGAUAUUCAGUACACUUUGAGCAGUUGUCAAUCAUUGUUUUGGCAUACCAACUUUUAAUUUGUACAUU
Messenger RNA from Lingula anatina, 2739 nucleotides. Its product is annotated as UPF0415 protein C7orf25 homolog. The record is from RefSeq and is a predicted model, not a curated record. Lineage: Eukaryota; Metazoa; Brachiopoda; Lingulata; Lingulida; Lingulidae.